Messenger RNA from Drosophila rhopaloa, 2398 nucleotides. RefSeq names its product glucose 1,6-bisphosphate synthase (gene Pgm2a). The transcript is spliced from 3 exons. Gene Ontology annotation, biological process: carbohydrate metabolic process; purine ribonucleoside salvage. The record is from RefSeq and is a predicted model, not a curated record. NCBI's taxonomy places the organism in Eukaryota, Metazoa, Arthropoda, Insecta, Diptera, Drosophilidae. The coding region runs from base 278 to 2149 and encodes 623 amino acids. Gene Ontology annotation, molecular function: phosphopentomutase activity; magnesium ion binding.
CGCCAUCCCCAGCUGAGCUAAGCGGGGCACAUUUUGCCGCAAAAAGAGGGGUGUGGCUAAUUUAUUGUGUGUAUGUGGUUGAAUUGGCAAAUCUUAUCAACCCAAAGCAAGCAGACCCCAGUCGAUCGCCAAUUGUCGCUCAGUGUGCUUUUCUUUGUUGAUGGGCUGUGACUUCGCUGUCAAAAAGCGAGUGCUGCCUUUUGUUUCCCUCCCGUUCGGCAUAGUUCCAAAUUAAACUUGAAAAUAAAAGAUUUUCGGUCUCUAACACUCAGCCACCAUGUGUCAACCCACGGGCCAGAUGCUGUGCGAGAUCAAGAACAUGGCGCUAUCGGGCGAUCGGGAGCUGGAUGACCAGAUACGCCUGUGGAUCAAGUGGGACAAAUGCCCCAGCACUGCCUGCCAGAUCAUGGACGCCGUGCGGGCGAAGGAUUGGGACACGCUCCGCAAGAGACUGUGCAAACGGAUCGAAUUCGGCACAGCAGGAUUGCGGGCCUGCAUGCGGGCGGGCUUCGACUCCAUGAACGAGCUAGUGGUCAUCCAGGCGGCUCAGGGCUUGUGCGAGUACAUAAAGGAGCAGUACCCAAAUCCGGAGGACUGGUCCGGGCGGGGCAUCGUCUUCGGGUAUGACGGUCGCUACAACAGCCACCGAUUCGCCGAGCUCUCGGCCAUUGUGUUCUUGAACAACGAUUUUAAGGUGUGGCAGUUCAAGCGCUACGUGGUUACGCCCAUGGUGCCUUAUGCAAUCUUGAGGCUGCAAUGCCUGGCCGGCGUUAUGGUCACUGCCUCGCACAAUCCCAAGGAGGAUAAUGGCUACAAGGUGUAUUGGUCCAACGGGGCUCAGAUCAUUCCGCCGCACGACGCGGGCAUUCAGGAGUCGAUCAUGAACAAUUUGGAGCCCAAGAGCUCUUCAUGGGACGACUCGGCGAUGUGUGGGAACAGCAGCUUGGAGGAUCCGUACGACAUCGUCGUGCCGCCGUAUUUCGAUAUCCUGAAGAAGAGCCUGCCCUGCGCCCUGUUGGAAGGCAACGGAAGGUGUCCGAUCUCCUUCACCUACACAGCGAUGCACGGCGUGGGCUAUGAGUUUGCAAAGCAGGCUUUCGCCCGCGUGAAUCUGAAGCCGUUCAUUUCGGUAUGCGAGCAGCAGGAGCCGGACCCCGAGUUCCCUACAACGCCCAUGCCUAAUCCGGAGGAGGGCAAGACGUCCCUGGACUUGUCCAUCAGGACGGCGAAGGCAAACGGCAGCCAAAUCAUUCUAGCCAACGACCCGGACGCCGACCGCCUGGCAGUGGCCGAAGUGCGCGAGGACGGUAGCUACAAGCUGUUCAGCGGCAACGAAGUGGGGGCCCUUCUGGGCUGGUGGUCUCUGGAGCUGCACAAGAUGCGAGAACCCGACUGCGACGUGAGCAAAUGCGUGAUGAUAGCCAGCACGGUCAGCUCGAAGAUUUUGAGGGCCAUGGCCGAGCGGGAAGGAUUCGAGUUCUUUGAGACGCUGACCGGAUUCAAAUGGAUGGGUAACAAGGCCAUUGAACAGCAGGAGGCGGGCAAGACGGUGCUGUUUGCCUUUGAGGAGGCCAUCGGCUUCAUGGUCGGCACCUCCGUUCUGGACAAGGAUGGAAUCAGUGCCGCUGCUCAUGUGGCAACCAUGGCCUGUUAUCUGCGCUGCAAGCGGUGCAUGACGCUGCAGGAGAAGCUUCGUGACAUCUACGAGACAUAUGGGUUCCAUACGACCAUCUGCUCGUAUGUCAUCUGCCGCUGUCCGCCUGUGAUUGAGCAGAUCUUUGAGCGCCUGCGCACCUGGGACGAGGGCAAGGCGGACACCUAUCCGCCCAGCAUUCUAAACGGCGAGUACGAGAUCGAACACGUUCGCGAUCUGACCACUGGCUAUGACAGUAGCACCGGCGACAAGAAGGCCACCCUGCCGACCAGUUCCAGCUCCCAGAUGAUCACUUUUACCUUCAAGAACGGCCUGGUGGUCACUCUGCGCACCAGCGGCACGGAACCCAAGAUGAAGUACUACGCCGAGAUGUGCGGCAAGCCGGACGAAAAGAACUGGGCCAAACUGACUAACACUUUGAACAUCAUGGUGGAGGCCAUUGUCGAGGAAUUCUACGAGCCAACGAAGAAUGGGCUCCAGCGCAAGAAGGACUAAUCUGGAUACCCCUUUUAGGGGAAACUCUACGCGAAUUUGACGAUACAUCAAACAUGUUGACCUGGCUAAAAUUAUUAGUUCCAUACCAACAGCACCGAUGCACAAGCCAAAAACUAACACCAGCGAAAGCUGUUUACUAUUAGUUUAUAAAGGAUAUUCGAUAUGUUAGUACUUUAUUUACAAUAGGCGAGUAUUUAUGGUUUUAUGUAAAUAAAAGCGAUCGCUACCACGCACCAGGCCAAACCAAAA